This is a messenger RNA of Hyposmocoma kahamanoa, 10630 nucleotides long. RefSeq names its product kinesin-related protein 4-like. Gene Ontology annotation, biological process: microtubule-based movement; mitotic cell cycle. The transcript is spliced from 28 exons. Gene Ontology annotation, cellular component: microtubule. The record is from RefSeq and is a predicted model, not a curated record. Gene Ontology annotation, molecular function: plus-end-directed microtubule motor activity; microtubule binding; ATP binding. Bases 1 to 10209 code for a protein of 3402 amino acids. NCBI's taxonomy places the organism in Eukaryota, Metazoa, Arthropoda, Insecta, Lepidoptera, Cosmopterigidae.
AUGAGUGACAAUAUUAAAGUAGUUGUCAAAGUUAGGCCGUUGAUUUCUCGUGAAAUUGACGAGAAAUUAUCAUAUCAAUGGCGCGUAAAAAGUAAUACAUUAUACCAACUUGAUCAGAAUGAACGAGAGAUCGGCACCAGAUACACUUUUGACAAAGUUUAUGAUGAAGACACUAAAACCACGGAGGUUUUCAAUGAUAUCGCUAAACCAAUCGUGGAAGCAGCAAUAUCUGGCUUCAAUGGAACAAUAUUUGCCUACGGGCAAACUUCUUCAGGGAAGACAUACACCAUGUCUGGUACAGACGAGUCGCCUGGUAUCAUUCCGAUGGCUGUGUUACAUUUAUUUGAAAGAAUAAAAGCUAUACCUGAUAGAGAUUUUUUAGUUAGAGUAUCGUACAUAGAAAUCUACAAUGAAGCUUUGAAGGAUUUGUUGAAGGUUGAUAAGAAGAACAUUAAGAUCCAUGAGACUCUUCAGGGGGUUAAAGUUGACGUCACUGAACGGGUCACAAGUUCACCCGAAGAAGUGCUUGAUUUUAUGAAAGAGGGAGAAGCCAACAGACAAACUGGUGCUACAAAUAUGAAUGAUGAGAGUAGCAGAUCUCAUUCCAUUUUCCAAAUAACAAUAGAGUCUCGUGAGCAUGUAGAAGGUGAAAAAGAAGGGGGAUGUGUUAAUGUAUCACAACUCAACUUGGUGGACCUAGCUGGUUCCGAAAGAGCCGGCCAAACGGGAGCCACAGGCCUCAGGUUCAAGGAAGGCACACACAUCAAUAAGUCACUAUCUGUGCUAGGUCUUGUCAUCAAACAAUUGUCAGAGGACCCUAACAAAUACGCAAACUAUCGUGACAGCAAACUCACUCGUAUACUACAGAACUCCUUGGGAGGCAAUGCUAAAACGAGCAUUAUUUGUGCCAUUACACCAGCUUCUGUUGAAGAAACUAUAUCUACUUUACAAUUCGCAAACAGAGCGAAGGCAAUAAAGAACAAACCAGAAGUGAAUGCAGUGGCAACAGACGCCACUAUGAUACAGGGAUUGACCAAGCAGCUGUCCAAAUUGCAGGCACAGCUUGAAAGCAAGAAAAGCAUUGAGCAAGACAACGCAAACCUUCAAAAGCAGAUAGCAGGACUGCAGAAGUUGAUACUCAAUGGAUUUGCACAAAAUAGUACUAUACUUAGCAACACCCGCCGUAAACUUCAACAGCCACGCAGAGUCACUAUACAUUCUACAUUACAUACUGUCGAUGAAGAUUCUGAAAUUAUUCCUACAAUACCUAAGUUUUGCACACCUGGACUAAAGUACAAUCCAUUAAUAACACCCGGCUCGUCAGAUUUCGUGCCUAUCCAGAACGCGAAGAAAUUGGCUCCCGUUCCAGAAGAAUCUGGCUCUAGACUGGUGACGCCGCCACCACGGGACAAGAACAUUAAUUACGAUGACGAAAUUAUUGAUCUUGACAGUGAACUUGAGAACUCAACAGAUCGACCAACUUGUUCUCCGUAUCACAAAUGCUAUGUUUCGUCGAAGACUCCGCCGUGUGUACUAAGAAACAACGCUAAACAAGCUGAAAAGAAGUUAAAAGAUAUUGAAGAGCUCACUGAGAGGGAAAAAUGGUACCCUCCAGAAGUGGUAGAGUUGAUGGAAAAGAUUGAAAAGCAUAUAAACAUCAUAUCACAAUUAACAGACGAAAUAGACACUUUAACUGAAAAAAGCCAAGAAAAAGAUUCACAAUUGAAAGAUUUAACCAAUAAAGUGAAAAAUACUGAACAAGAACUUCAAAGUCUUUCUACUGUUAAGUGUGAUUUAGAAAAACAAUGCAAAGAGUAUAAUACGAAAAUUACUGACUUGGAGGUUAGUUACGAGACUCUUCAAAAGAAAUUCAAAAACAGGGAACAGGAACUUUUGUCGCUGCUAGAAGAUCGAGCAUCCAAGAAACCUGACAUAAGUACAUUAAAGAGUCUGGAAAAGGAACCCUUAAAUUUCAUGGACAUGUCUAAAGAUAUUUCUCUAGUAAAUAGUGACAAUGAGAGUAGUAUCGUUAAUCCAACCGACGACGGUUCGAUCGAACAAUUACAAGAAUUAAUAAUUGGAUUACAAGACCAACUAAAAGCUAAAGAUCUUCAUGUUAAGCAAAUUCAGACUACUCUCGACACGCAAAAGCUAACAAUCGAAAGUCUAGAGAAUUCUAAUAGAAAAUUACAAGGAAUUGUCGAUAGCUCUGUAGAGAAAUUAUCACGCAUAGAAGGCGAAAAUGAAUACCUGAAGUCCACAAUUAUCUCUUUAAAUUCAAUUAUAGAAGGACAAAAUCAACACAUUGAAACUGCUAAAAAUAAUAUUGAGUCUUACAAUAGCACCAUACAAAAAUUACAGAAAGAACUAGAGAUCAAAGAAAGUAUACAUUGUGGGAAAAUAGACGACAUUGCAUUGGAAACGAUGAUUGCUAAUGAAAACAAGGUCAUUGCAAAUAAUCAAAACUUGAACAAUAUAAUACUGUCUUUCAAAGUAGCACUUGAAUCAAAGAGUGACGAAAUCAAUAGUUUAAAAACAUUACUAAAGGAAAAUGAUGAGCUUAAGUCUGAGAACAUUACAUUGAAAAAUCAACUGAACUUUCAAGGGCGACAAAUGAGCACACUCAUUAUAGAGAUGGAAACUCUAAAAGAACGAAUAACAGAAAAUUUAGAAAUGAUUAGUAGGCUAAUCACCACGGAAGAAUUACUUAACAGUAAAGUAUCCAAUCUUCAGAAGCAAAAUGAAAUUUUGCAGAAAAUGAAUCAAGAAAAAUGUAUACAGCCUCAAAAUUUGCAAGGCGAUGAAAAACUAUCAGUGGUAGUUUCUGAAAUAAAAGUAAAGGAACAAGAAGCUAAACAGUUAAAUGAAGAAAUAGAACAAGUUCGCAACGAAUUAAUUCUAAAGAAACAAGAAACGCAUGAUUUAGAAAAAAAUCUCGCGGGUCUUCAGUCCCAGGUUGAUGAACUCACCGUUCGCCACAAUGAAUAUGUAACUCGAGAUGAAGGAUUGAACCAACAAAUUGAACAAUUAACACAGGCCAUUGAGGUGCUUCAACACUUGGUACAAAUAAAGGAUCAGGAAAUAUUGAGUUUCAAAGCACACAUCGUUGAAACAGGUGACGACAAAAAUAAAUUGGUUUUACAGAACCAAGACUAUUUACAGCAAAUAUCCUCUCUUUCAAAAGAACUGGAGAUUGUCACCAAAGACCAGUUGGAGAAAAAUGAAACCAUUCGCAAAUUGGAAGAUAAAUUAUUUAACUAUAAGAGUCUGAAAAUAAGAAUAGAGGAGUUAACCGAAGAAAAAGGUAAAGUAACCAACAAUAAUAAAGAUUUAAUGAAAAAAAUUGCACACUUAUCCGAAGAACAUAAUAAAGCUCAAAAGCUUUUAGUUGAAAAGGAUCACGAAGUAGAAGACAUGAAAAGAGAAGUGAACGAAGUCAAAGAAGAAAAUACAGAUAUUAAAGCAAAAAUUGAAAAAGUUGUUAAUGAAAGAGUUGGAAUUAUUCUCAGCAAUGAGGAUUUCCCACAAAAAAUAUUACAGCUAUCAGAAUAUCUAGCCAAAAAUCAACAUGACAUCGAAACCAAAGAACAAGAUAUUCGUAAUUUACAGAUCAUCUUGGAUGAAAACGAUAAAAAAUAUAAAUACAUUCAUAUGCAGCUUGAAGAAUGUAAUCGGGGUAAACACGAUCUAUUAUGCAAAAAUGAAAAGUUGUCUCAUGAACUUGCCGUCGCUCAGAAAGACAUUAAGUUGAAGGAACAAUUAAUUUUAGAUUUAGAAACCAAAUUUAAGGAUGCCAAUGAUGCUAAAGCGGCGCUUCAAUUACAAGUAGAAGAAUUAAACCAGGCCAGUGCUGAGUUUAUGCGUUGUAAUGAUAGCCUCUCUAUACAGAUCAAACAGUUAACUGAAGUUCGCGAUAAAGUUAACAAUGAACUUGAAAUUAAGAAACAAGAGUUCAGCGCGUUGUUGUCUAAACUUACUGAGGAAAAUAAUCAUAACAAUGCAGCUCAGUCCCAAAUAGACGAAUUACAACAAGCCAAGUAUGAACUAUUGCGACGAAACGAUAAUACAUUGCAACAUGUUAAGGAAUUAAACGAAGAAAUUAAUACAUUCCAGAAAGAACUUGAAGUAAGGAACAACUAUAUCAACGAUUUAGAAAUAAAACUGAAAGAAUCUGAAAAAAACAGCUGUGAUUUAUCUAUCAAUCAAUUGCACUUUACAGAACUAAGUGACAUAAGAUAUGACCUUGUGCGUCAAAAUGAAAACUUGAAACAACAUACUGCACAGUUGAUUGAAAAAUUUAAUAACAUUCGCAGUGAGCUUGAUGUUAAAAACCAAGAUGUCAUUGACUUGGAAUCAAAAUUAAAUGAUGUAAAAGAAAACAAUGAAUAUUUACGCAACGAACUUCUACAAAAAGAAAACCUGAUUUCAUCACUUCAAAAUAGAAUUACUAAUUUGAACUUGGAAAGCCGAACCCUUACUCAAAACGAGCAAGUUGAUAUCAAAGACCGGGUAAAUGAAAUCUGUUCCUUCAAAUCUGAGAUUGAAAUUAAAGAAAAGAAAAUCGAAGAACUUGGGCACCAAAUUAAAGGUUUGAAAUUGACACUUGAAGAACAAUUUAAAAAAUCCAAUGAAUUGCAACAAGAAUUAAAAGACGCUGUUAGCAGCCGAAAAACUAUUUUGAAGAAAGUCUUCGAUUUCGCCAAGGACGUAAAAAUUGAACAAGAAAUUAGAAUUAAAAGCUCUAGUACUGAAGAAAAUGACAUUGAUUGCAUACUCGACGUUGUUCGUAGUCAUGUAAUUCCAUUAAUCACAUCUAAAGGUAACGAGCAGGAAAUUAAACAAAUGUUAUUAACAGAAAAGGAAGACAUAGAAGACUUAACUCGAAAGAAUGUGGAGCUAAUUAGUGAAUAUUCAGAAAUGGCAACAAAGAACCGGGAUUUACACAGUGAACUACAAAAAGUUAGCAAUUUGAAUAAAGAUUUACUAAACGCUACCGAAUUUAUGCUAUAUUUGAAAUCGGAAUUGUCUGACAAAUGCGAUGAGUUAACUGGUAUGAAAACUAAAGUUAAUUUUUGGAAAGGUCAAUUUACUUGUUACCAAGACUUGAUGAAAAAACAAAUGAUAGAUUUACAAUUAGAAAAGGAUAAUCUGGAAGACCUUCAAAGAAGUUGGCAACUAAGUAGUAUUCGUCGUAAUUCCCCACAAAGCCUUUUGACUAUUUGCUGUAACAAACUCAUAGAAACUUUACAACUUAAAGAAAAUUUCGUAAGUACAGAACCUGUUGCUAAACUGCAUCGAAGUGAAUCUAAUUUGGAUAUUUGUGACGUAACAUUCUCGGACUCGAAAUCAACUAUAGAACUUCGUCACGUUGAAUCCAGUACGCAAAUUUGUUUAUGUUCUGAACUAACUUUAGAGCUGCAAUUGGCUAAAACAGAAAACGAGAAACUGAAUAAAAUUAUAAAAGAUCUUGAAACCUAUAAUAAAUAUCUACUCAAAGAAAAAGAAGAAGUUCGUAAAGAAAUCCAGCAGUUAGUGGAGCCUGUCAUCGAUCUACAAAAGAAAAUAACUAAUCAUAGAACUAACCUGUCUACUUUGACAGCUACUACAUACGCUGAAAAUAAGCUACUGAACUCUCAAUUAAAAGUAUUAAAACAUUACCAUACACGAUACAUCCACGUUUGUCAACGGGAUAUACCAGCUGUCAAAUCUCAGUUGCAUGAAUUGAUGUCGAUUCUCAAAGACAACAGCUCCUUUCUUGAUAAACAGAACUCGAGUUUUAAGAGAUAUUCUUUGCCUGACGUUCUGGAUAAUAAUAGCAUGAUUACGAACUUUAAGAACGAGUCUACGUUAGAUGGAGAUCUUUUAAUGUUAGAUACAAACGUAACAUUGACUACAAGUGCCGAUAAUACUCUAAUAGGCCAAGGCUUAUUAGAGUGUUCUCCAAAACCAGAUCGAACUUGUCUUGACGUUACUCAAAUACAUUUUGAUAGCGAAGUGGCCUGUCAAACUAACGACUUGAGUAAGAUGAUCGACCCAUAUACACUUUCCUCCCAAAUUGAAAGUCUCACAGACGAUAACCAAAAAAUGAUUGCUAUUUUAGAAGCACUUACAGAAGAAAAUGCAAAAUUAAAAGAGGAAAUGAACAAUCGCAGAACUGAAACAAAUUCUUCUCGAACUGUAGAUACUCAAAGUAGUCCUAUUAAAUUUAAUGAGACUUGUAAUGAUAGUAUCUCUAAAAUGGUUUCCGAGAAAUGCAAACGUGAACAAGAAGUUGACAAAUUACAUAAUCAAAUGAAAAGUCUUACUCAAGAAUUACAAGAAGCUGUGGCUCACAAAAUUUCUAUAGAAAAAAAGUAUAACGACCUGGUUACAGAAAUGCCAGCAGUUACUACUUUAGCAAAGAAACUCAGUGAUACAGAAAUUGAUUGUCAAAAUAAAAUGCAAGAAGUUGUAAAAUUGACUAAAGAUUUAAGCAAAAAGAACAGUUUCAUCAAAGAACUUCAGGAGGAAAAUGACUCAUUAUCAACGCAACUCAUGGAAGGUAUAACCGAAGCCGAUGACCUCAGAAAAGAACUGGAUACGCUUAAAAACAGCUAUAGUCAUCUUAUAGAGAAGUGUUCUCACUUAGAGAAAAUAACAAAAGAAUCUAGAUACAAUGACUAUAAAGAAAAUGAUAAAUGUUCUCAGUGUGCAAACAAAGACAUUAUUAUACAGUCAUUAAAAAAUAAACAUACAACAGCUCCACAUUCAAAAUUAAACAGAAGUCUCAGUGACUCUGAGAGUUCAUCCAGACUCAACAAAUUAAAUACUUUACAAAGUGAAUUACAUGCGAGUAAAGAAGACUGCAAGAAAAUCACCGAAGAAGUUUCGACUAUAAAAAACCAUUUAGAACAAAGUAAUUUAUCAAUGUCUCAAGCUAUGGAUUUGGAUGAAAGCAUGGGCGAGUCCAAAAUUUUCUCAUUUUCUAAGUCUGAUGAGCAGCACCUAAAUAGAUUUAUGCCUAGCAUUCCAGAGGAAAGGCCAAUAGACUCCUAUACUCUUGACAAAAUAGAUUGUAUCAACUUUUACGCUGAUAAAACCGGCAUAGACAAAGAAAAUCUCACUCAUGAUAUGAAAAUUAUAGAUGUUCUGGAAUUGUUGUACGAUAAUCUUAUUGCUAAGCAUGGAAAUGAAGUACAAAAUUUAUUUAAUAAACUUAGAGAUUUCGAAGACACGAAAAAUCUGUUACAAUCUCAAAUUGGUAAUAUUACAGCAGAAAACUUGCAAAUGACCAAAUCAUUAAAAGAGAAAGAAAACGAUGUUAAAAAUAUUACGAAUGCUUUUACACAAAUCAUCAGUAAUAUAAACACCACAGGUGAUGUUUCUGACAAUAAUCAAUCAAGCAUAGUGUCACUUUUCAAGGACAAUUACCUGGAAGUCAUUGACAAAGCAUUUGAUCUGUCUAGCAAGAGCAUAUUUGAAUCAUUAAUAAACAGUAUAGAUAACAAACACCAAAAUGACUUGAAAAACAUAAUGGAAAAAUAUUCUAAAUUACAAGAUCAAUUGGGAAGUGUCUUUGUAGAAUUGAACGACGUUAGUAAAAAUUUUAAUGUUAUCAAAGAACAACUAUCCACUAAAGAAAACGAAUAUAACCUAUUGAAAGACCAGAAAGAAAGAAUCCAUGAGAUAAGUAACGCCGUUACUUUAGAUAUAGUCCAAAGGGACCACGAGUUAGGCGAGAUAGUGAAGAAUAGCUAUGAUAAAUUGGUAGCAUUGAAAAUGUUAAGUGCUUUCGAUAUGAGACCAAACCUGACUGUGAAUGAAAAGGUUAAAUUGCUUCUUGAUGGUUUAACCCAGUGCGUUAUUAAAAUAAAAUCUGAACGGGAUCAACUUCAAGAGAUGGAGAAUUUGAAAACAGCUUUUGAGGUAAAACAAACAGAGCUUGAAUCUUUGAAAAUGGAGUUGGCAGAAAAAGAAAGAAGUCUACGAAAUCAAACAGUCUUGUACGACGAUUUGAGCAAACUUUACCAACAUAAUUUAGAACAAAACAAAGACAAAAUGGAAAUGUUAAAGACGGAAAUUAACGUGUUAAAAGACACGUUAUCAAAGAAAGUAGAACUAAUAGAGAUUUUAGACGGUAAAUUGAGCUCAAAACUGGAAGAAAGCUUUUCGGAAAGUAUCAAUGAGUUUAUGCAGAAAAUACAAACCUUGGAACAAGAGAAUGCUAAUUUAAAAUCUGUUAACCAAAUAAUAGCAAAAGAGAAGCAGAUCCUUGUUUUGGAAUUGGAGAAGUCUGGUGAGAUGAUCAAGAAUUAUAAGAUGGAUAUGGACAAGAUGACGACUGACAUUAUUGUUUUAAAGGAAUCAGUGUCCGAAAAUAUGGCUAUUGUGGACAGUUUGACGCUGGAGUCCAAGUCUUUGCUAGAGAAUAAUGUACUGUUGAAGAAACAGUAUGAAGAAAAGUGUCAGGAUUGCUUGCGGCUUGAAACCAAUAUUAAGAUUCUUGAGAAAACAGCUGAAAUACAGAACAAGACGAUUCUGAGAUUACAGAAGAAGGAUGAAGAUGAUAAAGCAAUCACGGAGAAACAAAUCGUAGAAUUACAAGAUCAAGUCAAGAUUUCUGGAGAAGAAAUCGAGAAACUGAAGAACUGUAACGCGUCUAUGGAGACUCGUAUAGCUGAACUACAAGGUGAAAUAGAGGAAGGGUUGAAACGACGUCAGUCCAUAGAGGCAAAGGCAGAAAACACACGGCGCAGGCGCCAAAGUAUUCAUGAUUCCAUGAGGAUAUUAUCUGAUGAAGCAAUUGACCACAACAAGCUAGAAGCGGUAUUUGAUUCUCGGCCGAAACCGGACGACUUGUUUAUGGAAGUUGACGACGAUAGUUCUAAUAGGAGCACUCCACACAGGCUUAGCAAGGGGCGAGACAGCUUCCCGUCUAGACAAGAUCAGAGCGACUCGGAGGGUGCCUCGCGACCGAGCAGCGUCCAGGCGACGCGGCGCCGCCGUCAAAGCAUCCACGACCAGCACAGGGGCUCGCUGCAGCACCCGGCGGAGGUCAACGAUCAUUCAACACUAAGGCUGAUUGAUGAAAUGAACAACGCAAAAACUGUAACAACUGAUAAUAAAGACAGUGAAGUCGCCCAACUGCGGGAGAGUCUCGCGUCGUGCCAACGGGAGCUGGAGGAGCUGAAGGAGCGCUACCGCGAGCUGGACGACGAGUGCGAGACCUGCGCGCAGUACCUGCGCGAGCGCGACGACCAGUGCGCCAGGCUCAAGCGGGAGAAGGUCGCUCUCGAGCACCAAGUAGCGGAACUAAAUGAGAAACUAAGGGGCAAUAAGAGCUUUAAUACGAGUGCCAUGAAAGUUACAUUUGCGCACGCGUCUGUCAAUACCGAUGAAGAUUGGGCCAACCUUCACUCAGUGGUUGUAGACCGCAUGUCGUUCGACGCCGAAGUCGAGAAGAACAAGAAACUCACACGCACCAUCGAGGAACUUCGCUAUAAGAAGCAAGAACUCAAGAACACACUCGCUAAGAUGCAAAAGACUGCGGGAAAGCAUAUCCAUUACAAGGAUGAAAGGGAAAUAGAAGCAAUUAAAGCAGAGUUGAAAACGUGUAAAGAAGAGCUAGCAGAACUGAAGGAGCGGUACAAAGAGCUCGAUGAUGAGUGCGAGACUUGUGCUAUGUACUUGCGCGAGAGAGAUGAGCAAUGCCGCAAGUUAAAAGAGGCGAAGAUGGCGCUUGAGGCGAAACUGGAGGAGUUUCAAGACCACGGCAUUGGACUCUCAGCUCGAAAGAAGCGACAGAGUUUGUACGAUCAGAACCGCAGCCCGGCAGUGGAACUUGUCGAUGCUUCUACUGAAAUCAGCGACGACCUUCUGACUUACCUAGUGGAACGAGACAACUCCCUAAAGGCAACUGAUAACUUGCAGCCUUCCAAUAGUGAAUUGAAACGACUCAAGACGGCUCUAGAAAAAGCGCUAAAAGACAAAGCAACUCUAGAACAACAAGUAUUGUCAAUGGGAGUACCACAACACCCGCAAGUUCAUCCGACUAUGUUCGUCUCCACUGGCAGUGCUAUCGUCCAGAAUCAACAACUGACAGAUGUGAUGCGUGAAAAUCAAAAACUGAAGAAGAUGAACGCUAAUCUUAUUAAGAUUUGCAAGAAACGAAGUAAGUCUGCUAAUAAUGAGAUUAACAGAGAAAAUGAGGACCCUGUAAGGCAAGACUGACGUAAAAAUAAUUGAGAUAUGCAUGUGAUUAGUAUUAAAUAUGACGCCGUUUAUAAAUAGCUCGUUUCGUUUACUGCAGACACUAAACGAUAAAUGGUAUCGUCGUUGAUGGUAACAUGGACUACAUAAUAAAAAGCGAAACGAGGCACUUUUGUUUAGCAAUGGUUGUUCAGGCGUCAGGCGUUCUGCGUUAUUGUUUUUAUAAUUAAAAUUAAUUACGAGACUAUACUCUGCUAGACAGAGUGAAUUUGUCUUGACAAUUUUCCUAUUUUUGAGUAGCUAAUCUGAGGUUUAGCGCUAUUAUUACAUUGAAAUAAUUACGAGGUAAAUUAAAAGUCUUAGCAUUUUUCUAUUUAUGGUGGUUAAUGUCUACAUUAAAAUAAUAACAAUACUAUUAUAAUCAGCUAGGCUUAUUGCACGA